AUGAAAUACUCUAAAUAUACAGGUUUGAUAUAAGCUGCUUAUUUUUUGACAAUUUUAAAAGUUUCUUUAAGUUAAGAAAAUACAAAAUCACAAUUUAUCAGUUAAAUAAGCUAAAAAAGUGAAAGCUCAAGUUAUUAUAAUUAGUUAAGUGGUAAUAUUAAAGAUGAAAGCAUGUAAAUUACUUAAUUAGAUCAAGAUUUAGAAAAGAAAAAUGAUGAUUUAUAGUUACUCAGAGAUAACGGAGCAUUUAUAGGAUCUUUUCUAUCUAUUCUCAUUACUGAAAUAGGAGAUAAAACUUUUGUAAUUACUGCAAUUUUAGCAACUAAAUAUGAUAAAUAAUGGGUUUUCUUAGGUAGCUUCGGUGGCUUGUUCUUAAUGACCCUUAUUUCUUGCGGAAUAGGUAAGGCUUCUCUAUCUUUUAUAGACUAAACAUAUAUAAAAUUGUUAGCUUCAGCUUUAUUUUUUGGAUUUGGUGGUAAUGCCAUUUAUGAAGCCUUAGCAAAUAAAAUUGAUGAUGAAUAAAAUGAAAUUCAAAAUAAUCUUAAAGAACUAUAAGAAAAAAUAAAUGCAAAAAUUUAAAGUAAUAUAGCUGAAUGCAGCGAUGAUUUAGAAUAUUAAGAUAUUGAUGAUGAUGAGCCAAAAUCAGAUGAGUAAAAUUAAUUAGAAACCAAAUAGCUUUAACAAAGCUCUUUAAAUGAGCAGGAAAAAAGAAAUAGGAAGAAUGCUAGAAUUAUUCCUAAUACAUUUAUUGCAACACAAACAUUCAUUUAAACUUUUUUAGGAGAGUGGGGUGAUAGAUCUCAAAUAUCUACAAUGGCUAUGAGUACCUCAUUUAAUUUAAUGCAAGUUUUUGUAGGCUGUAUUUUAGGACAUACUUUAUGCUCUUAUUUAGCUAUAACAGGAGGUAAAAUGCUUGCUGAAAAAUUUUCUGAAAGGAUAUUAACAUUAAUUGGAGGAAUACUGUUUAUUAUUUAUGGUUUUUUGACUUUGACAUCUAUAUGA
Tetrahymena thermophila SB210 is the source of this 1002-nucleotide messenger RNA. RefSeq names its product transmembrane protein. The record is from RefSeq and is a predicted model, not a curated record. The transcript has a single exon. Lineage: Eukaryota; Ciliophora; Oligohymenophorea; Hymenostomatida; Tetrahymenidae. Gene Ontology annotation, molecular function: metal ion transmembrane transporter activity.